Molecule: messenger RNA, 6953 nt
Organism: Dicentrarchus labrax (European seabass)
Lineage: Eukaryota; Metazoa; Chordata; Actinopteri; Moronidae
Gene: zbtb34
Product: zinc finger and BTB domain containing 34
Exons: 2
Coding region: 128-1813 (561 amino acids)
Biological process (GO): regulation of transcription by RNA polymerase II
Molecular function (GO): protein binding; DNA-binding transcription factor activity, RNA polymerase II-specific; RNA polymerase II cis-regulatory region sequence-specific DNA binding
Source: RefSeq, a predicted model, not a curated record
ACAUGAUGUCUCAGUACAUAACACUGGUAUGAGCAAAAGGGAGGGGCUGCUGCAAACACACACACACACACACACACACACACACUGAUAGAAUGAAUGCAAAGAGCCAAAAGAACACUUCCUGUUGAUGCAAAAAUUGCAGCAGCAACUGUCUGACACAUCUGGACUGGAGAGGGGGGGGAGGCCUGGCUGUAGUGUUAGCGAACCACUGAGGGGGAAUGGACAACGUUUUAUGCUAAUCUGGAAGACGGCUGUCGGCAAACUGGAGAAACAUAUCCAAGAAAUGGACGACGGCAGCUACAUCGAGUUUGAUGUGCCGGAGUUCAGUAACACUGUCCUGACCCAGCUCAACGAGCUGCGGCUGCAAGGGAAGUUGUGUGACAUCAUUGUUCACAUUCAGGGCCAGCCAUUUCGAGCCCACAAGGCUGUGCUGGCAGCGAGUUCACCCUACUUUCGUGACCACUCAGCCCUCAGCACCAUGAGUGGCCUUUCCAUCUCGGUCAUCAAAAGCCCUGAGGUGUUUGAGCAGCUUCUUGCAUUCUGCUACACAGGUCACAUGUCCCUGCAGCUCAAGGAUAUCAUCAGUUUCCUCACUGCUGCCAGCUUUCUGCAGAUGCAGGCCAUCAUUGACAAGUGUACCCAAAUCCUGGAGAGCAUCCACUCCAAGAUCAGCAUCCCAGUUAGUGUCUGCAGCCCAGAGAAGGACGACUCGCAGGCCAGCCACAAUGGGGUCAAUGACAGCAACCUCUUUGUAAACCCUACCCAGAUCUCCCCCCCUUACUACUCCCGGCAGAGUCAGGCAGGACACGAAGCGCGCUUCGAGCUGGCAGGAAAAGGCCUGGGCCGGGGGCGACAGCAGCAAGAGGAAGGCCAGUCGGACAGAGGCAGCAGUGAUAGCGUGUCAGAGCAUGACGCUCCCAUGGAGGGAGAAACGGAGCAAGUGGAACUAAUUGGAAAAGAUGGGCAAGUAACAGAUGUGCAUGUGAAGAUAGAGAAGACCGACAGGCCCACUUACUCAGAUAGUUCCUCAGCCGGUGAUGAUGGCUACCACACAGAGCUGGUAGAUGGAGAACAGGUACUGGCUGUCAGUGUGGGUUCUUAUGGUCCCGUCAUCCAGCCUGCUACCUAUUCUUACUCAGGGCUGUCCUCCUCGUGCUUUGUCAACCUUAGCAACUCCAGUCCUUCCCGCUCCAUACUCAGUGGCUUCAGAGGUGGGCGAGCCAGGGCAAAGCGCCCCCUGGCCAUCCCAGCAGGGGUGCUGAGUCAUAUCAAGCCAGGCUCCGAUGACAGUGAAUCAGCUGUGGGACCCACAGGGUUGGAGAACGACGUGCGAGAGCGCAGCCUGCGGAGCCAGUGGUACCCCUACAAUGAGAGACUCAUUUGCAUCUACUGUGGAAAGACCUUCAAUCAGAAAGGGAGCCUGGAUCGCCACAUGCGCCUGCACAUGGGAAUCACCCCAUUUGUUUGUAAAUUCUGUGGCAAGAAGUACACAAGGAAAGACCAGCUGGAGUACCACAUCCGUGGCCACACGGACAACAAGCCCUUCCACUGUCAGAUCUGUGGCAAAUGCUUCCCAUUUCAGGGCACCCUUAACCAGCACCUGAGGAAGAAGCACUUGGGAGCAUCAGAGGGCAGUAAUCAUAUGGAUUCUCCAGAGAGGACGGAGGGAAGCUCAGGUCAGAAGGACCAAGAGGAUACGUCUGAGGGGAUGGCGUUUGAGGCGCAAUAUGCAGAAGAGGCACCAGCCAAUGAUAUGGAGGAGAGUUCGAAAUGCAGUCCAGAGGAGGCUCAAGCAUCAAGAUGUGAUUUUUAGGUCCUGCUUCAGGUUAAGGAAGCUUUAAGAAAUGUUUAUUUUAACUCAACUUAAAGGACUCUUUUUUUUCUUUUUGAAUCAGCUCCCUCCACUAUGGACAUUUCUUGAGUCAAGGGUUUCUGUCAAUUUUGUGAAAGUUAGAUGUUGAAUGCAGAGAGCAAAUGGGUGCUUUAUAGAAAUUUGAUUCUUUCAAGCAAAGGGAGUAACAACUUACUAUUUUUGAGGAGGUCACAAUAAUCAAGACCCCCUAAUUGAUUUCUCUUUUUAUCUUUCCAUGUUUUUUAAAACAUAUUUACAGAGUUAUAUAGGCAUGUUGCAAUAAUUGAUAAUGUGAAAGCUCUGGUAAGAUGCUAGUCAUAUCACCUUUUUACCUGACCUGUUUUUGCACAUGUGGCCACAAGAGGUCACUUACUCACAAGGAAUGAUUUUUCUGCCAGUGCAAAGCUUCGUGUGACAUAUCCGUUCAAUACCUCAUGAUGCAACUACAUACUCAUACAGACAGUAUUUUAACUUAAAUGAAAACUCACCAGGUUCUACCUCAUAGCCAAGAACCUACCAGGCACAGACAUGUUCACCGUUUUGAAAUCCAUUUUAGGUUUUAUCUUAUUGCCAAACCCUGUAAAGAAUAUUCUCUCAACACAAAGCCUUGAUACUUAGGGGAAAUAUUCCUUGCUGAUUGUAUGGAUUAGGGACAAAGUCCUCGUCAAAUGUUUCACGGUCAGCCAGGUUAACUUGAUGAUUAAGAAGGUGCUAUGUUAGGAGUGCAUUAAAUUUGCUAGCUUUCUUCUGUGUUUGUUUUCGGCGAGAGAGAGAGAGAACUAAGAAAACGACCCCGUAUAUGUUCAAGAUAAGAUUUUACCGUCUUAUGACGUUUGUUCUACAAAACACUUUUUGUCUCAUCACUACUGGAGAUCUCACUCUGUUAGCCAAUGCGUGAUUUUAGAUGCUGUCAUCCAUGUAAUGGGUGAAUUACGUCCAUACAGUGAAGUCAUUUGUAUUCCUCUAUACUCUGAUUGCAGACUUAUACUGAAUUUAUUGUAUGUGUAAAUUGUUUUGUCCUGAGGUAGGCUCCUAGGUUAAUACUCAAACAGAGACAGGAGUACUCAUUGUCAGCUCAGCACAGUAGGAACAGCUCUGGGUCUGUUCACAUAAAUCUACAUAGUAUACUAGUCUGAAUAAUAUGCAAACAGAAAGAACAAAGGAAUCUCAGCCAUUUUGACAUGGUUUUUCUUCCAUUAUUUAAAAGAGCUAUUGGUUUGUUUCCUUUAUUCACUCUGUCCUACCCUUUAUGAUGGGAUGAUUGAUCUGUGAUCUUUGUUCUCUGCAUUGCUUGGGGUCAAAUGCAGACUUGGAACACGUUUUCCUCAUUUGUCAACCCUGCUUUAUGGCUUUGACACAUGCAGCAUAGCUAGAUUAAGGCUAAGUGGUGAUCCAAAGUAUUGAUGCACUUUGCAGAGUUAGUGGGUGGGAUGUGUGCGGUCCCAUUGAUAAAAUGUGCUCAUUUCUGUCUUAAUUCUGCAGCAGCAGCAGAGUAGUACUUGCUUCACAGCAGUGAUUUUUUUACUCUGAGUAAACAUGUUGUGAACUUUGUCGAGGCUCUGCAAUCACAUGAAUACUAUUGGCUACAAGCCAUGCAUAUGGCUACAUUUUAUUUUAUCUAUACUGUUUGAACAAUGGGAAUCGGGGAUGGGGGUGUUGUUAGUAUAUAGGGACUUGGGUUAAUUUCCAUUGUGACUUAAAUAAUCUGCAUUCACAGUAAAUACGUAAAAGGCACUUAGAAGGCCUGAUUGGUUAUCCUGUCAUAUUUAGACAAUUUAAAGCUCAGCUGGGUGGUCCCUUUUUGUGCUAUCCUGCUUUCUUAUUUGCCAUCCAGCUAUUUAAUGCCUUUUUUUAGAAGAGCACCUGCUAUAUGCUUUUAUUUUGUCCCAUCUGGUCCAUGCGGCGUUUGUGUCAAUGAACCGAUUUAGAUUAUUUCACAGUUUUCAUAUAAUUUUGUACUUUGUGUGCAUUUGGUGCGAGAAUAUUGUGUUUUAUUGCUUAUGUCCAAUGUUACGUCGAGAGUGCAGUCCUUUUUAUUCCACUGAAUGUGCUGUCACCGUCUUCACUCAUUGACAGUUAAGAUAGCAAACCAAACUUUAGGGAAUUUUGCAAAAAUCGGUAUAGCUAGCUUUUUAUGUAUGGAUUUAUCACAAACACUUCAUGAUCACCCACAGUCUGUCAACCUGUACAAUGCUUUUUACAUGAAUGUUUACUAAGUCACGUUUCUUUCUGUCAGCCGCUGGUGUGAUGUGCAGGUUUGACAGCCGAUCUGACCUCAACAAAAUCAGUUGCUAGCUAAUUUUAAUCUGCCUAUGAUGAUUCUUGCCCUUCACCUAGAAUUAGAGGAGGAAAUGCAUACCUUCUUGCAUUAGUGUCAGUAAUGCUUUGUGAGUAAUAGGUACAAAUGGCUAAAAGAAUUUUGUGCCAAGAGUUCACACCAAAGAUUAAUAGGUGAUUUUUAACAGCAAAUUUUGACUGUAUUGUGUAAUUGAAUGCUCAUUAAGAAGAAUAGAUUCUUAAUUUAAUGUAGGACUAGUUCAUUGCUAUUUGCAAGGAAUGUACGUUUCCCAGCUUCUAACAAUCACUUGUGUAAAAUUUAAACAAUUUGCUAAGAAGACAUUAAGCAGCGGAGUCAUAAACAACAUCAUAUAUAUUAAGCCAUACAAAAGCUGACGAUAUAAAAGUUGUGCAAUAGGUAAUUGUUUAAAGCCAGUGUAAACAAAAGAGAGCAAACUUCACAAAAAGUGGCAUCUUAAACUUAGUGCCUUGCCACAAGCUUUACAUUUUAGAUUCCGGCACUUCGAUUCCUGUGCCUCUUUCAUUUUGUAAUGGAUUGAAUAGAGAGAUUAUAAUAAAGUAUGGCCACGUCAUUUAUAAUAAAGUGUUGCCAAGAACCAAUAGAAAUUAACCCUUAAGCUCGUAAUUUACUUUUCAGCUCAAGUCCUGCCCCCUCCCCCGUUUUCGCUUUUAAUCAUUUGAGUGAAUUUGGUCACGCGAUUGACGACUGACUUUAAGGUUGAACUGAUUUUGUAGCAGUUGAUUACAAUCAGACGAGGCAGACCUGUUCCCUGCGAGCCGUUGCCCCCGCGCUCAGAGACUAUACUGUAUCCCUCGUCUCUAACCGCUGAGGACAAUCUGCGCAAUGUACUGUAGUUUUUAGGCAUUUCAAUGAAGGAAGGAGAUGCAUGAGAAACACAAAUCUACUUCCUCUCUGUUCUCUCGGAGCAUCUGGCAGGGGAACAGCUGCUCGGGUAUUUAGCAGAUAAACUGAAUAUUUGUGGAGGAGAAAAAAAAAGAGAAGCUUACCCUCAUACUGUAGCUUAAUUGCACGUUGCUCAACCACGAAAUUGUAUAAAAUUGCCAAUGGAUCAUUUUUAAACUUGAGUUUUAUUGUAUUUGUGUCAUCGAUUGUGCACUUACAGUUUUUUUCGUUGAUAGUAAAUACCAUUUCCACCCAGGAAGGCUAGUUUAUCUCUGUAGUUUCCCAUAAGGGACUCUGUUAUAAUGGCCUCAAUCACUUUGGUAGGGACCUUUUUGCCCUUAAAUGGUGCUUUUAGACUAGUCCAAUGGGUUUUCUUUUUUCUUAUCCAAUGAGUAAACAAAGUCCAUGUGAUCAUCAUAAGUGAAUGGAGGGGGGGUUGUUUUAAUGCUUUUCAUGAACUCUCAGUACUUAUGUGAUAGUACACAACUGCAGAACCAACUGAACUUGACACACACUCGAAUCAACUCUUUGUCAGCUCUUAGUUCCACACCUCCUAGAGGAACGGGAGAUGCAUUAUGGGCCACAAGUAAUCAAAAGGAAGUGUUUACAGGGAAGGCUGUCAGACUACUUUUUGAAAUUGCAGCUCGUCCUAUUCUUUUUAUAAUAAACUCACUUCAGGUAGUUUACAAACACUGAUACAGGCUUAGAAAAAAAUCUUAAGUCUUCCAUAGCUUUUCUGUCAGUUUCUGUCCACUGUGUAUUAUUAAAAAAAAAAAAAAAAAAAGCAAUAACCUUUUUAAAAGCGGUGUAUUGGGAUCAUCAAGCCUAUUGAAAUAUCGCCCUGUCAUAUAUCAAACAAACUGAAUGUCAGGGAGCUGUGGAAUUGAAGUAGGACCAGGACAAUUUGAUAUUGAUUUAUUUUUUAUAUAUUUUCUGAAACUUUGGACAGGUUGACUUCCUCUUCAGAAAAAUAUAGAGAUAUAUAUAUAUAUAUAUAAAUAUAUAUAAAAAUGAAAAAGUGGUGUUGCUUUGCUGGUGUUCUAAAUGCCCAUCAAAAUCCAGUGGUAGUCAGAAAACUGCAACACAAGAACUGAGCGUGUGGUUCAGUCAUCAAACUCAGUGGCACUGUUCAGAGUUGCACCUCCAGCUGUGUCAAAUAAUGAAAGGGAUUUUGGGCUGUAUAGCCACUGUUUCGGAGCGGGCCGUCUGUUGUCAUGUUGAGGUUCAGUGGUCUCCUUCGGCUCCUCGGGCACAGAGACUGUAGCUGUAGUGGUUCAGGAUCAGAGGGGAAGUUUAUAGUUUACCUAUUGUUCCUUUUACAACUCCCUAAACUCUGCACUAUAAUGUCUCUGGCUCAGAUGUAUUUGGUGACAAGGCAAAAAAACUAACUUAGAACUCAGGGUAUAAAGUGUUAAAAGUGGUCUCAUUGGACAUACAUCCUAUAUGUCCAUAGUAUAAUUGUGUACUUCUCUUCAGGUGUCCUCAGUCAGUGGUUCCCUAACAUUCUGCCUCAAGGUCUCAAUGAGCCCAUAUUUUCCACAGAGCUGAAGCUUGAGGAGCGCCGGAGACCACGAACUGAAGCGUGGUAGCAGAAAUGCCCCAACUCCUCUUUUUGUCCACUCUACACACAACCUCACAACCCAACUGUGAACCUCAGAACUCUACUGUUUUGUACAACUAUGAAGUAAAUAAAGCUAGCUAGAGCUGAUGUUGUAUCUAUUGCCAUUUAUGAAUUUAUUUUAUAGCAUGAAAUAAAAAUAUAUUUAUUCAAAUUAUAUAUUUUACUCAUAAUCAUUCUGUGCUGCUUCAUUUUGGUUCUUAAGCUUGUAAAUUGCUUUUUUAUUAUAUAAAAAAUGUCAAUAGAAUAAUGCGUUUGUAAAAUAAAGACGCUGAUUUGGC